This is a messenger RNA of Exophiala mesophila, 5428 nucleotides long. RefSeq lists its product as uncharacterized. Gene Ontology annotation, molecular function: structural constituent of nuclear pore. The transcript is spliced from 4 exons. The coding region runs from base 179 to 5209 and encodes 1676 amino acids. The record is from RefSeq and is a predicted model, not a curated record. Lineage: Eukaryota; Fungi; Ascomycota; Eurotiomycetes; Chaetothyriales; Herpotrichiellaceae. Gene Ontology annotation, cellular component: nuclear pore; nuclear pore inner ring. Gene Ontology annotation, biological process: nuclear pore organization.
CGCAUUCAACUUCACACAUUGCCAGGUCACCAUCAACACGGCCACGACCCACUAACCUCCAGCUUUUCGACAACCCACGCCUGGUCUAUUGUGGUGUGCCACAAAACCAUUGCCGUCUACGCUCGCUUUGCUACGUACCUCCGUAUUCGACGACUCCAUCGUACAUUCUCAUGUCAACAUGGAGAGCCUUGAACGUCUCCAAGCACUUCACGCCGACCUCACUGCUUUCACCGAGGGCCGUCUAGCAAAUAUCGAACGAUUGGUGGAUGAAUUGAAUGCAAGCGUUGAUGACUUCAAAAAAUUGUUGGACAGGCCUACUCCAUCAGCAGCAGAUAGAGACCAGUAUAACAAUGGCAAAAUCAGCGUCGAUGAUCAAGAGUAUGGCAUAAACGAUGAGUUCAAGCAUAUCAGUCGCGCUAUCGGUACCACCCUUGACUUGGACGAGGUUGAGGCAGGCCGUCUCCUCAUUCAAACCCAAGCAGACCCCUCGACCUCAAGCCAAUCCGUCAUCACCGAUGUCGUAAGCGCCUUCCAUAAUCGCCGAGAUCUUCUCCUUCAAUCCUUCCGAAUCACUUGUCAGCAAUCCCUGAAUCACGAACUUGACGAGCUCGUACAAUCCGCUUUUGGCAAUAUUGUCACGCAGGUGCUUGAUAUUGCGUCUGGCAUUCACGGGAAUGGCCAUGCCUUUACCAGAAAAUGUAUCGAUUCCUUGAAUGCCUUGGAAAGAUUUCAGGCUCGGAUUGCGGAUGCGCUUCAAAGCAGGGCAAUUCUUGGAGACCCACGAGGUCCAGAGUUUUACGCGACUUUCGAAUUCCAGAAGGAGAGUCUCUUCAAGCAACACGAGGCACUAGGUUCCAUCCUGGCCUAUCUCUUCGAUGGCAACUACGCCUCGCCGGAAGAACUUCGCAAGCUCAAUGAAAUCGUCAAACAAUGGCCUCGCAUGGACUUCAACCUGAUUCACUAUUUACCUGCCUUCUCGUCCGCCUUCCGCACCUUGGGCUCACUCGAUGGCACAAAUCAAACAGAGGCCGAAUCUCUCAAUCGCGCCCUAGGGGAUUUGCCGAAAGAUCCCUCGCCUAUCCGCCCCUUCCGUGCAGCUCUUGUGCUUUGGUGGACUGUGGAGUAUAGCGGGCGGUUUCGGGACCUUGCUGACGAUCCCACCAGUGACCAGAGGGGACUUGUGGUCAAAGCUGCGCUCAAAGACGACGCUCUGGAGUGCCUGUUGUCGAUGUGCGUGGCGGUCGACUCGGACUCAUGGAGGCAUCCUGCCCGCCAGGAGCUGGUGGCGCUCUUGCUGAGCGAUGGCUCAGCCAUUUCGCUCGAUGGUGACCAAACCUCGAGUUACUUCGCUCUACACCUGAUGGAGGCGCUUGAGAGCUUUGUUGAGGCUUUCAUCACAAACAUGCCCGAUUCCAUUCGUCGGUUGAAGGCAGAAGAGGACGACCAGAGACUGAAUCAAUUGAUGGCAAUCCAGGAAGGCCUUCCGAUCGAUCCACGACAUGGCAUCGAAAGUCGACUUCACCUAGAAGCCUUCUUGGUACUAAUAUCUUUCGCCUUUCAGCAAAGACCUGAAGCCGCCGCCCAGUGGUGGGAAGACCCGGACAACAAUCUCUACGGCUUUCUUCAAUGGGCUUCCAUGCGACAAACUGUACCACGUGUCAGUGCCUUUUGUGAAGUACUUUGCUCCAUCUCAGAGGACCAAGAAAGUGCCGAAGCGGCUCAUAAGUUUCUACUUGAUGUGUCUCUGCCGACUGCCUCUCGCGGCCGGCGCAAUCCUUCGAUGAACUACGCGCAAAUCUUUGCAGAGCUGCAACUGUACGCGACCAAAGUCCACGAGCGCACAACUUCUUCUCAGCUUCCCAAUAAUCCUAAGGCUGCACCAACAGAAAUGAAUGAACUCGAAAGCCCCGUCAUGUUGUCCGGCUAUCUGCGCUUACUUGCACAUCUGUGUCGAUUACAAAGCGGCACCCGACAGUACAUUUUGGAAAACGUGAGCGUGAGCUUUCCGCAAUCUCUCCUGAUCCUGAGCUCUGGCCCCAUCCCGAAUUAUAUGAGGGCAAGCAUCUUCGCUACUCUUGCUGCCUUGCUCACCGACAAGACAUUGCAAGUCGCAAGCGACAUGUGGAGAACAUUGGACGAUUGGGGAGCUCGUGGCCAUGAUUCGUUUCGCACAUCUGGCAAUCAGUCGGCAUCCCCUCACAAAGCCUCUUUGGCCUUCCUCAACGGCACGCUGGGCUCUAUAGCUCUUUCCUUCGAUCAGUACGAUGCCUUCGUCGUGCUACUUCGCGACCUCAUAGCACCAUUGCCUUCAACUAGCGUUGGCGCUGAUCGCUUACCAUUUCCCGCCGAUCUCGGUGCGUCCUACCGGAGCAUCGGCAUAGAGCCGUAUGUCGAUUUCGUUUGCGGUCAUAUCAUCUCCCGCCGCCUUCCCGAGCUUAGUGACGACACACAGCGGGCUAUUGGAUCAUUCCAUUGCUUGGACUUCAUAGCCGUCGGGCUCGAAGGAUUUAAUGAGGAUCAUCUUGCAAUUCUCGAUCGUUCGGCGACAGCGAGAGAUGGUCCACAAGACACUCAAGGUCCCGCGUUCUACGCACAAGCUAGUCCGUUUGCUCGGCUCGUUCAAUGGAUUCUGAGUGCAGAUGUCAUCAAGUUCAUCACAUCUUUGUUCCGUGUUCCAAUCGACACCAUUGAGGGAACAUUGCCAGACUCUCCAUUGCUCAUGGGACUUCAACGCUCCAUCGAUAUAGUCAACAGGGUCUUGGAUCUACAGCCGACAUAUUUUGACAUUGUGAAACCACUACUACAGUCUCGCCAAGCAACAGACCGUCAGAUUAGAGCUAGCAUUGGCUCAAUAGAAGAGGCAUUCAUAUCCAACCCGGACGUGCUCCUUGGAUUGUGUCAAUUUGCGGCCUCUAGCCAUGCUGACUUAUCUCUGCGUUCGCUGGCUCUCCUGCAAAAGCUUUCAAGUUCAACAAAGAUAAAUGGUUAUCCUUCACUCAUUGAAACGACUCAUACUCGACCGAGGCGACUUGUGGAUGCCUUUGGGUCAUAUCCUGCUUUUGAACUCGAACUUGUGGCGCAAAAUCUUUCUGCACGGCUUCAAGUGACUUUUCGAGAAUUGGAGGAUGGGUUUGGAUCUCUCGGUUAUCUCAGCAAAGAUGGAAUAUUGGCCUUCUUCAACGCGUGUUUGGAAACUGUGCCCAACUCGCCCAACCUUGCCCACCUCCUCCUGGGCUUCGACAGGAUUGGCGAAGCCUUGUUUAUCUCUGACAACAUCAAUGACGGGACCGCUGUCCUCAACGCCAUUACAUCCCUUGCACAAGAAUACCCUGUUGACGAUGGGAUGUCGUUGACAUUUUGGCUCCUGCAUCUGAAAACGGCUGCCUUUAAUGUUCUGAGACAUUUGUGGACGGCCUCUCUGUCGAAAACUGUUGUGAUCGGCCAGUUACGGCGAAUCCACUUUCUGCAAGCACAAUACGUGAGCAUGCCUGUAAUCUCUCAAACUACAUUGUGGGAUGGGUUUUCUGUUCUACAGAAGGACAGAUUUUGGUAUGCAACCUCCGCAGAAGCCCUUGCCAAGUACCUGGACUUUCGAUCCGCCCUGUUCAAUUACACCGAGACCGAGCUGCGAGCCGCUUCAAGUGAGCAACUGAGCACCACACUCCGACAAGCGUUGUCAACCCUCCAGGGAAGAACCACUGAUACUGAUGGCUCAAUCAUCAAUCACGCCGAUGUAUUUUCCUUCUUUGACUUCCUCGAUCUCGACUUGUCGGCUUCCUUCGACAUUGUCACCAAAUUCUGGAGCGAUGUGGAUUUCGACACAUUUUUGACCGAUCCGGCAGAGGACUCGCCUUCACUGUACAAUCUUGGCUUAUGCCGUGAAUGGUUGAACGCAUCAAAGGUCGACCUUUUGCAACGCAGCACUGAGACGUCGAGCACUCGACAAGCCGAGAUUGAAUUGGAUAUUAUCGAGGAGAGUGAUGCAAUAAUUGCCACAUUGGAGGCACGCAAUCGAGCUGUCAUUGUUCAUAAGGCCCGAGCAGAUGCUCUGCACGAAUAUAUGAAGCUAAUUGUCGCCAUCAUCGAAACCUGUCCGUUGGACCCUCCCGCCAAAACACAGUUCGUUUUGCGCAUGCUGCAGAUAAUGCUUCCCAAAUUGGAUGCAUACAUUACAGACAAUCUGGGAGACGUAGUGGAGCUCGCAAAAGCCGCUGACGCUUUACUAUUUUCCCUGUCGGAGACUUCGGGUGGGGGAAUUCAACCACACUUGGACAAUUUGGUCACUGAGAAGCUCUUUCAGUUAUUCAGAGCUUCCAUCGAAGGCAUCUCAGCCUCCGAGUCCAACACGCAGCUACGCAGCACAUUCUACAGUAUCUGCUCUCAAUAUUUGAGUAGGAUUCUGAUUUCCCAAGCCUCGGGUGUAACGGUCAACGCCAAAGCGCGCCGCAACGCUAUGGACUGUGUGCGGUCUUCCAGCCAGCGUCUUGUCCAACUUUUGUGUGACGAUGCCGAUGAUGGCGUGGACGCAUGUCGAAUCAAUGCAUUCAACCUUCUCUCGCUACUAACCUCACUGGCUCGAAUGGAGAAGUCGAGCUUUGUUCUGAAUGCCAUUGUCAAGGCCAACGCACUGGAAAUAUUGAUUGAUCCUAUCAAGUACAUUUCCAAGGAUUUCGAAGAAGCAGACCCGGCUCAUCGUUCAUACCUUCUUGCAAUUUUCGAAGCGCGAAUCCUUCUUCUCUUGCAAAUAUCGCGGAGUCGUGAGGGCGCAGGUGCUCUCCUUGACAGCGGUCUUGUGGGCGCGGUGCGAGACACUCGGCUCUUCAACGCCGACCCAGAUCUUGGGCUUGCGCUAUCAACUUCGAUGGAUGACGAGCCUGUUACGGCUAUCUCAACAACUGCUCAGUCAGCGCUUCGUUCAUACUACACCCUCACCUCAUCAACUCUGCGGGUCCUCCUUUCGACAUUUGCAUCUCGUGGGCUACAAAACGAGCAGAUCCAGUACCAGGCUCGUUCCUUUCUCACAGACUAUCGGCAGAACGUUGUCGGUUUCUUCAAGAAACAUCUUGGCGUCAAUGGGAAGAUUGACCAAGAGAGUCGGCCUCUUAUUGCCGAUUGUGUGCGAUGUUACACUGGGCUUGCAACCCUGUGCGGGUUCGUCGAUUUUGAAGACGGGUCGUCUCUCGAGCCUCGGGCUGGGGGAUUUUCAUGAGAAAUAUGCGGCUGACAGGACGCUGCCAUUAGGCAUACGUGGGGAAUGAUCACAGCAGAAUAUUUGGAUGAAAUCUGCGUUUGGAUAGUACUGGGUGCAGUAAGCUUCCAAACCCUAGAACAAUGCCCCUUUGAAGGGAACUGGCAGAAUACAAGAAAUCAUACACAUUAAAGUCGGCAUCAGCGAUGUGAGUUUUCGUGACCACAUUGCACCUAUACU